CGCACAGCCACAGGGGCACAGCGGCGAAAGCGAUACCGACAAAGCCACAGCACAGCUGACUGGCUGCAAAAUUGCAAAGAAUAAAAACUUUUUUCCGUGUUUUAUCCGUCUCAAGUCUUUGUAUUCAAAAAUUUAUUGUUUUAGUAAUUUUAUAUAUUUAUUAAUUGUAUUUUUUGUACAAUGUUGAACUAAUUAUAAAGUCAAUACCAUCGGGAUCGGGAAGAGUGUUCAUUGAAAUGUGGGAUAACAUCUGUCGCUUGUGCUCAAGUCGGGGAGACUAUGACAUUUUCACAAUAAUCCCAUCGUACUUGCAUGCCAGUCCAAAUGAGUUCCUUCUCUGGCAGCAACCCAUCAACAAGCUCUUGGAGGAGACCACUGGUCUAUCGGUCAACGAAGAUGAUGGCCUGCCCCAGAAGAUGUGUGCCCUGUGCAUAUCGUAUCUCAAGCAUGGUGCAACAUUUCGGCAACAAGCCAUCAACAAUGCUAUGAGCUUGAAAGCUGUGGCCACCCUCAGCGGACGGUGUAAGAAUUCGAUUCGCAAACGCGCAGCAAACAUGGGAGCGGGAGGAGACAGGGAUAGAGACUCGUACAAUGAUAAAGCAAGCGUCCUCAUCACUGCCAAUGACCUCAUUUUUAGCGAAGAACGAAAGACUGACACGAAUACCCUCGUGAACAUUUUAAACAACCAAAGUUCCAAGCUAACGAAAAAUGACGAUUGCAUAAAGAAACUCAUGCAAAUGACCGACAAUAAGGUAGGAGUUAAAAGAACCAACAAUCGUAGCAUGCAUCCCGAUGAUUUGGGUCCUGCUGUGGAUGAAAACGACGAAGUUCUUGCUAUGACUUACUUGAAUCUUCUCUUUGAAAAAGACACCAACUCGUCGGCACGCAAGAUGAAACGUUUAGCUCACCAGAAACCUCUGCAUCGGCGUCCAACUGGAGACAACAAUCUAGCUGCGAUUUUCGACGAAAUGAACAACACAAAUAGUGAUCCCUUAGGAGAGGAGUUUCAGACCGCUUCCAGUGAUGAAAACGAAGCAUUCGAACAAAAGAAGAAUUUCUUUUCGUACAAAGAAAAGAACUUCGAGGAGGAUGAUGUGAUGGAUUUGGACGAACUCAAAGAGGCGAAUAUUACAAUAAAUAUUCCCGAAACUUGCAAGGAACGAAAGUGUCGAGCAUGCUUUAGGCGUUUCAUGUUCGAAGAGUCUUACAAAGAGCACAUGGACAUGUGCAUAGAAUACAAAUUUCUCCUCUUCAUCGAGGAGAUCAAUCGCCUGCUCGACAUUCGUCGGAGUAAAGCAGUGUCUCCUCAUGAAUUCAUUCGGCGAAUGAUAUUUUGCCUCCGUAAGACUUGUCAAUGGUUAAAGUCUUCUUGUGGGGAGAUUCUUCUUCCGGAUUUAUUGGUAAAUGGUGAGGCUAAGAAGCGCCUGGACAGUGAUGGGAAGAAUUCCACAGCCGAGAUAUCAUCGGGAGCUAAUUCUGAUGAGCCAACAGAGAAGUUCGCUCAAGAAGGGAACAAAACUGUAAUCGAAAUGAACAAAUCACUCUCAGAGAUUCUCAAACAAGAUGUCGAUUCUCUCUUAGUCCCUAUCCCUGGCGAAGAAGUCAAACCAAAUGAUCCUUAUUUACAAUUUUUUAAGAAUAAUGCAUUUAGUAAGAGUACUCCAGAGAGGAGUACAACUGACAAAAAUUCUCUCCUUUGCCAAAAUAUCACAACGACGACAACAACAACAACUGACGAGAGCGAUAGUCUGAAUAAACCACGACCAGCAGGCGGCAAAUUUGAAAAUAUUCUCAAUCUAAUCGAUGGUCCUGCUACCGCUACGACGGGUGUUAACAAAAAUUACAAUUAUCUUUUGCAUAACAUUGAAAAAGAUCAACAUGAAUGUUCUCAAAUAAGUUUAGACCCAACACCUAAACUAACAUCGCAAGUAGCUCGCGAUGAAAAAUCAGAUUUUUUCGAAAAGCUUAAAAACGCAUCGCUUCUUCAAUUCCAUCAACAGCAAACCCAACAACAACCCCUUCCCAAAAAGAAAACAAUAAAUCAGACUAACGACUUAUUCCCCUUGAUGAAUAUGAAAUUUAGUGCAAGAUGCAACACCUGUAAUACAGUAUUUGAAUCAGUUGCUUCACUGGAGGAGCAUAACGCCAAUUUCCAUAAUAGUCAUUCAACAAAAGCAUACGAAGAACAUAAGAAAAUUAUUUCCCUAUUCGAAGACGAAAAUGAUGAUGAUGUUAAUGAGUCGAUGAUGAAUGGUGGGAAGAAGCAUUUCUGAACGACAUUAAAUAUUUAUGUACGUAGAAUUAAUUCAAAAAAUAUAUAUAUGUAGGCAUAUAUA
Eupeodes corollae is the source of this 2336-nucleotide messenger RNA. RefSeq lists its product as uncharacterized. Gene Ontology annotation, cellular component: nucleus. NCBI's taxonomy places the organism in Eukaryota, Metazoa, Arthropoda, Insecta, Diptera, Syrphidae. The record is from RefSeq and is a predicted model, not a curated record. Gene Ontology annotation, molecular function: zinc ion binding. Bases 237 to 2273 code for a protein of 678 amino acids. The transcript is spliced from 2 exons.